AUGUUACAUCUACAGCCACUUGUCCACACUUCUGUUUUUCACUCAGAAGCAAAACAUCUGCAACAAAUACAUGUAAGCAAACAGGACAUGAGGAAGCCAUGAUGAACCUGGCCUAUGCUCUGAUCUUUGGAUUUGUUAUUGCUGCUGGUCUGCCUCUCAAUGCCAUGUCACUGUGGAUUUUGCUUCGUCAUCACAGCCUCAAAACGCCCAGUGCUGUUUUCAUGGUUAACCUGGCCAUCUCAGACCUGUUGCUCAUCAUAUCCUUGCCCAUGAGAGUCUACUUUUACGCUACAGGCAUGUGGCCCCUCAACAACAUGGCAUGUAUCUGGGUGAGAAUGCUCUUUCGCAACAACAUCCGCUCCAGCUCCAUCUUCAUCACCUUCAUCAGCGUGGACAGGCUGCUGGCUGUGGUUUAUCCUCUGAGAUCACGGUACCUUCGAACAUCAUCAAAGGCCUGGAAAGGUGCUGCACUUGUUUGGCUGAUUGUGGUGGUAGUGAAUGUCCCAGAGAGUGUGGGCUUCUCAAGAUUUUUAGAUGAAGCAAAAAUUGCCUGUUUUGAAUACCAAAAUGCCACUUUCUCCAGCCCAGCACCAAGUGGGCCACUAAACAGGGCAAUUGACUAUUUUCAGCUUGUGUUACUGUUCACCAUGCUGGCAGUCAAUAUUGUGUCCACUGCUUUGGUAUCUUGGACAGUACAGAGACAUCUGCAUGAGUCUGCAAGAGUCAACAACAAAGUGAAUGUCAUGCUGAUUUUUGCCAUGAACUUGAUGAUGUUCACUGUAUUCUUCUUACCGGUGUCCCUGGUUGUUUUCUUUGAGUACUACAGACCUGCCCUGAGCUGUCUUGCUAGUUUGAACUGUUGUCUGGACCCACUUUUGUAUUACUUUUCGUUUGAUGGAUUCUGGAAGAGAAAAGAGGAUGUUGACACAUCUCUUGCAAGAGAAUAGUUUCCCAACACGAACAGAGACAGGUGGCUUUUACAAAGCACGUGAACAGAAAUAGGUCAGGUUUCUGCUGCUGUUGUUAAUAUUUUUAUGCUGUGAUACAUGCAAGAGGUUAUGCCUUAUAUUUUAAGCCCCUUAAAAAUGUGAAUGUUUUAAAACACAUCCUCUCUUGUUAACCUAGAAAUAAAUCAACUGUUCAGUUAGAUAAUGAUUUAUGAAAAUAUAAAACCAAGAGUUUAUGUUACAGCACUUGACACAAUGUGUUAAGUUGCUGCUGAUUCAAAACUGUUUCAUGCUGCUAGUUGUCAUAAAUGUAACAGGGUACAUUUCAAUUCAACUUCAAGUCAGAUAAGCUCUGGAAAUAUUUAGAAACUUUUAUGUGGUAGAAUGCAGCAUGUGAUGGUGUGAUCUGCAACCAUGUGACAAUGGCAGAAACAAGAAAUUAACAGUGAUGGGUAUAGAUGGUUGUUUGCUGACUGAGAUUUUUUUAUUUUAUUUUGCUUCUGUUUCUCUUCAUAACUUCCGCUAUACAAUCGAACAUGGCAUCAAAAAAUCUGAUGCUAAAUUGUUAUUUGGCUAAUAAGGCAUAAUCUUCCUUCAUCUUAGUUAAGUUGUCCUUUUUACUAUUCUAACAGCAUUUGGCUCCGUCCUGUGUGUGUCUGUGUUUAUAAGUCCUGAAGUAGAGCUGAGGCUCUUGUGCUUUUUGUCACAUUCUCAAUUCAGGAGCCAGAAUCACUCAAGUUCCACCAUCAUUGCCAGAUGGAUAGGCAAAUUAAUCCAAAAAGCAUCUAAAUUUUAAAGAAUGCAGAUGUCAUGUCUGGAACUGAACAAUGGGGAUUUGUUUUUUUCUUAGCACUCCCAGAGAUUUUUAACAGUGUCUAAUCAUACCCUGCUUUUUUUUUAUUCUUUCUUAGUAACUAGGCCAGUGAUGGAACAGACCUAACCACAGCUUGUUCAUCAUGUAUCAUUUCCAUGCCCAAAGUCACGUUUCAUCCAUCAGUUAUCUUAUAUGAGUAAAAAUUCAACUCUCUCUAUGAGAAACGAGCGAUGGUUACAUAAAGAAGUUAUUUGUAUGCACAAGAUGUUGCUCCUUGUAAAUAAAGUCUGGUUAUAAGUUCAUAAAGCUGCUGCUGGUCAGAUAUUGCUUUACCAUGACCCUUCAGAAAUUGGAUCCCGUUAUGGAGGCACUUACCUUCCUCAAGCAGCUUCAUAUAUGUUUAAUGUGAACUUUACCUGUGCACCAUUAAACUGGAGAUUUUGACUUCUGGAUGAAAAAAUAAACAUAAAAACUCAUAUAUUGUGGUCUGUGUACUGAUUUUUUUAGCCAUAUAAACCUUCUUUCCACGAAACUAUUAUUUAUUUGGCCUUGCUCAUAUUGUGCUGA
Molecule: messenger RNA, 2328 nt
Organism: Melanotaenia boesemani (Boeseman's rainbowfish)
Lineage: Eukaryota; Metazoa; Chordata; Actinopteri; Atheriniformes; Melanotaeniidae
Product: lysophosphatidic acid receptor 6-like
Exons: 1
Coding region: 99-947 (282 amino acids)
Biological process (GO): phospholipase C-activating G protein-coupled receptor signaling pathway; positive regulation of Rho protein signal transduction
Cellular component (GO): membrane
Molecular function (GO): lysophosphatidic acid receptor activity
Source: RefSeq, a predicted model, not a curated record